This is a messenger RNA of Hyaena hyaena (striped hyena), 1902 nucleotides long. It is a transcript of the gene SLX9, whose product is annotated as family with sequence similarity 207 member A. The transcript has 6 exons. The record is from RefSeq and is a predicted model, not a curated record. Gene Ontology annotation, biological process: maturation of SSU-rRNA from tricistronic rRNA transcript (SSU-rRNA, 5.8S rRNA, LSU-rRNA). NCBI's taxonomy places the organism in Eukaryota, Metazoa, Chordata, Mammalia, Carnivora, Hyaenidae. Gene Ontology annotation, cellular component: 90S preribosome; preribosome, small subunit precursor; nucleolus.
CGCGGAACCAGCUUCCGGCCGGCGCUGCGGCGGGCGCAGGCGGCUUCCGGCCCGCUGUGGGCGUCGCGGGAGCAUGGGGAAGGUGAGGGGGCUGCGGGCCCGGGUGCACCAGGCGGCGGUGAGGCCCGCGGGGCAGGCGGCGCCCGGCCCCGCGCCCCCGGCCCGGGAGGCGGCCCCCGCGCAGGCCUCGGCCGGCGGAGUCGCGGCGAAGGAAUGGGCUUUCGUGAACGCUGAUGUUUUUGCCGGAACCACAAUAGACCCCAGCGCCUUGGUGCAGAAGCUGGACCCAGACACGAGGAGCGUUGCGUCCGUCAGGAGAGGUGCGGACACCCGGGCCAUUUUGCCCAAGAAGGAGAAAUUGAAGCUGAGGCGUGAGAGGUGGCUGCAGAAGAUCGAGGCCAUAAAGCUGGCGGAGCAGAAGCGCAAGGCAGAGCGGAGGCGGAGGGCCACGGUGGUGGUGGGGGACCUGCAGCCCCUGAAGGACGCCCUCCCCGAGCUGCUGGAGCUGGAGGCCUGCGGACGGCCGCCGCGAUCCGCUGGGUGAGUGUCGCGUGUGGCGGCCUCGGGACCUCGGGGCUGGGAGGUGAGCCGGGUGAGCGCCACGCAGAGGCUGCAGCUGCUGGAGGAAGAAGAGGCCCGGUUUCGGGAGCUGCUGGCCAAUCCGUCCUAUAGGGCCAGCCCCCUGCUGGUCAUCAGACAGCAGCUGGCCCGGCAGAUGGGGCCGGAUGGCGGUGGCCAGCUGUGACCCGGCCCGGAGGCGUGCCAUGGGCCCCGAGGGUCCGCCCCUGCGUCGCCGCCCUGGGCCUGGCAGGCGGGCCCCACCGUGCGGACGAUCGUGGCAUGCUCUCUGGCAGCGGGCCUGCGGGCCCUCAGCUCGACCGAGCACCCAGCAGGCGUGAGGACCCCGAGCCGCAGGCGCGAGGACCCCGAGCGGCUCUACAGCCCGAGACGUGGCCACGUCACUCCUUCUGGUUGCCAGGGCUCAGCUGGAACCUCUCCUGCCUGCCGCUCUCCUGGCCCUGUCCCCACCGUGCCUCCCUUUGGCCCUGAGCCCAGGUUGGUCCCCUCCACCUGCCCGUGCGGUACGGGGCACAGGGCCACUGCCGUCCGCACGGCUGACCUGGGAGCACGAUGAGUGUUUAUUGCUAGAAGCCCAGGCUUUGGAGGCCAGACUGUGGGAACUUGGACGUAAACCCCGGAUGGGAGGAUGUGGAAGGAGCGCUUUUCCCAGCCAGAGGCCCUGAGCUCGUCCGGGGAGUGGGCUGUGCGGGGCCUUCGUGGCCACGGCCUGCGGGCUCAGCUGUGCUGGACACCCGCAGAGGCAGCUCUGCGCCCAGGGCAGGGCCUGGAUACCCGUGCCCCUCACGGGCUGUGCUAUGGUGGGUGGGCAAGCAGCCUUGCGGUGCCGCCUCAGUGCGUCUGGGCGCCAGGCAUUCUGGGCUUUGAGGCUGAGCCAGCAUGAACCCCAGAUAUGUCCCCGGCCUCACGAUUCACAGAUGCCUGAGCGGCGUCCAGCAAGUCUGCCCGGGAACGGGUGGCUGAAUGGAAUGGGAUCCUGGGCCCUUCUCUGCAUGGGAGCACACGGUGUGGACACAUUGCGGGGACUGGACACAGAAAGGGACAGAUGAGACCACAGGGGCUGCACGCGGGAGUCCGAGUCCCCCAGCCAGAGGUCAGCACUGCCACCUCCCCGGGACCGCCCGGCCCUCUGGGACGGAGGGUGCGGUCUUGUUCUCCGCACAGAGCCCGCUGCUGCGUAACUGAGAUGAGUUGCCUACAAAGUGGUGUUUGUGACAGACUCGUUUUUGCAAUAAAAUAAGUGCUGGGAAAAACAGAGUGCAGCCCUGGCUGCCCCCGGAAGAUUGGGCGAUGCCUGGCGUUUCCCCCUCACGUUUUCCCAAU